Messenger RNA from Amaranthus tricolor (Joseph's coat), 1224 nucleotides. RefSeq names its product zinc finger BED domain-containing protein RICESLEEPER 2-like. The record is from RefSeq and is a predicted model, not a curated record. NCBI's taxonomy places the organism in Eukaryota, Viridiplantae, Streptophyta, Magnoliopsida, Caryophyllales, Amaranthaceae. Bases 1 to 1224 code for a protein of 407 amino acids. Gene Ontology annotation, molecular function: DNA binding. The transcript has 4 exons.
AUGGAUGAAAAUCAAUCACAAUGUACGUCCAAAUCAGUUGCACAACCACAAAAUGAUUUUGGUAUGGAGUCAAAAAAUACAUUGAAUGUGGAUGAAGAAGGGUUCAUUAAUGAUAAUGUUGAUGGUAUUCCAAGUUCUUGCACAAAAGAUAAGGGAAGGAAAACAACCUCUGAGGCAUGGAAUUAUUUUGUAAGAGAGGAAGUAAAUGGUGUGACUAGAGCUGUUUGUAAGCGUUGUGGUGUUAGUCUAGUAACUAGUGGUAGUAGUGGAACUUCUCAUCUCUUGAAACACACAAAGAAAGUUUGUUCAGGAAGACAUUUGAAUCUUGCAUGUGGUCAAACAACUUUAAGAGUUAAGAAGAAAUGUGAUGGGUCAAGUUCUUUGGAAUAUAGUGGUAAAAGCAACCUUAAAGAGUUCGACCAAGAAUUUUCGAGAAGGGAAUUAGUUUCCAUGGUUAUUAUGCACGAGUAUCCAUUGUCUAUGGUGGAUCAUAUUGGGUUUAGGAGGUUUGUUGAAAGCCUUAAUUCCAAUUUUAAGAUGAUUUCUAGGUCCACAUUAAAGCGAGAUAUCAUGAAGAUGUUUAAAGAAGAAAAACUUUCUCUACAUAAAUUGCUCGAUCAUAAUGAAAGUAGAAUUGCAAUCACUACUGAUAUGUGGACUGUAACCAACCAGAAGAAGGGUUACAUGGUCAUAACUUCGCAUUUUAUUGAUAAACAAUGGGUCUUACGAAAUCGCACCUUAAGGUUUUGCUAUGUGCCUUGUCCUCACACCGGAGGUGUUAUUGCAAAGGUAAUGAUGGAUUGUUUGUCUCAAUAUUGUUUAGAAAAUAAAAUAUCUGCUGUUGUUGUUGAUAAUGCCACUACUAAUGAUGCAAUGAUGAAGAUUUUAAUGAAUAAGUUUGAGAAAAGGUCUUUGAUGCUUGAGGUUCAAGAUGGAUUAGGGGUUAUUAGUUCUGCGAUUGAAAAAGUUCGUGAUUGUGUGUCUUUUUGGAUGUCAACUCCUAAAAGAAUUGAAAAUUUUGAGGAGGCUUGUCGUUUUUUGGACUUAGUUAACAUUAAAAAACCUAGUAUUGAUUGUAAAACAAGAUGGAAUUCAACCUACUUGAUGCUUAAAAGUGUUUUGACGUUUAAAGAUGUGUUUUCAAGGUUAAGGCGAGUGAAUAAAAAGAUGAAUUUUGUUGUUCCUAGUGAUAAGGAUUGGGAAUUAGCUGAGCUUGGUUUGUGA